AUGAGCUUAGUCGCCUUCUGUAGAGACAAGCCUGCGGCUCUGUCUCCUCAGUGGGGAUAUCCUCAGUUGGGUGCUCUUGAAGCAGCAGGAGACAGCAGCAGCAGCAGCAGCAGCGGCGGCGGCGGCUCAGAUAACCUUUUUUCUGCUAAUCUUAUCUUCAAGGAAAUAAACUGUGACGCGUUAGCCUGCAUUGGGGUGUACUUGCUGCCUGUGCUGUAUGUUGUAUUUACUUCAAGAGCAAGAAGCUGCAUACAUUCUUCUACUCAAGAAACUGUCUCCUUAGAGACAGCACUGCAGGGAGAUCUGUCUCUUAGCCUCGCUCUGGACUUUCUUGAUAUCACCAUCAUGUUUAAUGAUGCUUUGGAGAGAGACAGAGCAUCAGUAGGCACUCUAACUGCGGGUCAAUCACCAGAGUCUUGGGUGUGCUUCUUUGUGCUUGUCUUGUGUAUAAGUACAGUAAUUAGUUUAGGUUUAGCAUUUCCUUCAAGACAGCAGCAAGAAGAAGAAGGCGAGGAGCAAGCAGAUAUAUUUUUAUCUGCUAAGUACGAGUUUCUUAUAGGUUUGCUGCUCUUAGAUAUCCCCUUUCUGUUAAUACGUGUAUACUGGAUGUCAAUUACACCUCAUAAAUUGCUGCUCUUUGUCUUUAAAAAUAUAUUUACUAUAUUUUCACGACCUCUUCGUCUUAAUCAAUGCAGAUUAGCAGAAAGAGAGAGAGCAAAAGGAACACAAAAAAAUAUAUAUGAGAAACCGACUUAUUCGCUGUUCACCCCACAGCAGCAGCAGCAGCAGCAGCAGCAGCAACAGCAGCAGCAGCAAACAAAUGCUCAGGGAUCACAGAAUGAGCAUCCAAAUGCACUCAACUACCAGCAACAAAAACAACACUCGCAGCAGCAGCAACAAUUAGGAGGAGCAGCAGCAGCAACUGCUGCUGCUGCUGCUGCUGUUGGUCGAGGAGUACUGGAGAAUAUACAGCGCCUGAGGCAGCGCGGCAGUUUGCUGCGUCACCGUCAAACACCAGCAGCAGCACAAGCCGGAGCAGCAGAAGCAGCAGCAGCAGCAGCAGCAGCAGCAGCUGACCGGGAUCGGGAUCGGGAUCGGGAGAGCAUUUCCUUGUGUAUAGGCAUCUCCCUGUUCGAGGCCCUGGCUGCUGCAGAGUGCUUGGGCGUCUCCUAG
Eimeria acervulina is the source of this 1173-nucleotide messenger RNA. RefSeq lists its product as hypothetical. The transcript has 4 exons. The record is from RefSeq and is a predicted model, not a curated record. Bases 1 to 1173 code for a protein of 390 amino acids. Lineage: Eukaryota; Apicomplexa; Conoidasida; Eucoccidiorida; Eimeriidae.